Messenger RNA from Ilyonectria robusta, 2123 nucleotides. Its product is annotated as Six-hairpin glycosidase-like protein. The record is from RefSeq and is a predicted model, not a curated record. The transcript has 8 exons. NCBI's taxonomy places the organism in Eukaryota, Fungi, Ascomycota, Sordariomycetes, Hypocreales, Nectriaceae. The coding region runs from base 6 to 2123 and encodes 705 amino acids. Gene Ontology annotation, biological process: carbohydrate metabolic process.
CCUCUAUGGUCCAUGGAAAAAUUGAUAGGCACCGUAUUGUAUCGGAGAAUAAUGUCGUGCGAACCAGCCUUAUCGACAAUAAGACAACACCUCUCCAAGUAGGUAAUGGCAAUUUUGCCUUCUCUGUCGAUACUACAGGAAUGCAGACAUAUCUCCCGUUCAAUACAAUGUCUGUUUGGGCGUGGCAUAACGAUACAAUGCCAAAGGGCAGUAUCAAUGACUAUACAGGAGUGCCUGUACUCACUCAUGGACGCAAUGUCUCGUACGAAGUUCCCGACCCAGCCCUCCCCGAUGUAACGCAAUGGUUAAUUGGAAAUCCCAAUCGCGUCAACCUUGGUCGAAUCGGGCUGAGGUAUAAUAAUGACACUCUCAAAGCCGACAAAAUCUCAGACACAUAUCAAAAACUUGAUCUUUGGAAUGGAACGAUUACCUCUACUUUUAAGGUUGACGGCUUCGACGUCAGGAUCGUGACCCAAGGCGACUUCGCUUCGGAUGCCGUCAGUUUUAAAGUUGAAUCCGAGCUGGUUCAAUCUGGCGACCUAGCGGUGGAAAUGGAUUUCCCUUACCCACCAAUUCAUACCACAACAUACAAGUAUGAAGUAUUUGCCGGUGUCUAUAACUUCCCAACCAACCACACGACUAGUAUUGUGCGUCAGCUCUCGGAAAAUGUGGCACAUAUUCGACACGAGAUGCAGGAGACCAAAUAUUUCGUCAACUUGCGUUGGCCCAAGAAGUCUCCUCUUUCUCUGGACAGAUUGGAGCCUGCCAACUCGGAUGCAAUCACCGCUCACCGGUAUACCCUUUCUCAGUCGGUUCAUGGGUCAAAGACGACGCAGUUGUCUUUCACUGCUCAUUUUUCACCUUUCAAAGCAGUCCCAGACACUCCCAAGGCGAUUAUGCAGAAAAACCGUGGCGAUUGGAACGACUAUUGGAAAGAGGGCGGUUUUGUUGAUCUUACGCAGUCUUCCAACCCGAACGCGACCGAGCUUCAACGCCGUAUAAUCCAGUCUCAGUAUCAUGUCCGAGUUAACAGUGCAGGUACGGGGCAACCGCCCCAAGAGAGUGGUCUCAUGAAUAAUGGGUGGUAUGGCAAAUUUCACAUGGAGAUGGUUCUGUGGCAUUGUGCUCAUUGGGUCUCAUGGGGCCGGGAAAAAUACUUUCACAAUAUCUUCCCAGCCUUGUAUGAGUCGCUGUUGCCAAGUUCAAUGGAUAGGGCCAGAAGGAUGGGAUGGAAAGGCGCCCGGUGGCCGAAAAUGACCGAAAUCCUUACCGGUCGAAGCUCACCUGGUACUAUCAAUGGCCUGCUUCUGUGGCAACAGCCACAUCCGAUGUACAUGGCCAAAUUGGCUUAUAAGGCACAGCCGACCAAGCGGACAUUGCAACGCUGGGACCCAAUUCUAGAAGCCACUGCAGAUUAUAUGGCUUCCUACGCGUGGUAUAAUCAAUCCUCUGGAUACUAUGACCUUGGCCCCCCAGCCUAUGGAGUCACAGAAAAUACACCUCCUACGCAGACUCUCAAUCUCGCUUAUGAGAUCGCUUAUUGGCGAUACGGUCUCGAUGUAGCCUGCAAGUGGAAAAAGAGGCUGGGGCGGUCGAUUCCCGAUUCCUGGUCAGAUGUUGCCAGCCGCCUCGCUAAGCCGCCGCAGAUCGAUGGGUUAUAUACGGUCUAUGAAGGUCUCAAUGCCUCUUGGUGGGAAGAUCCUGCACUUAUCGGCGACCCGCGCAGCCUCAACAUGAUGAAGGGAUUCCUCCCAGAUGCUUCCGCUGUUGAUGAAGAAGUUGCACGGCUGACGGCUGACAAAAUCUGGGACAUUUGGCCUGACGCCAAAAUUCGCGGUUGGGGCCGGCCGGUUUUGGCAAUCAACUCAGCUCGAAUUGGGAACCCGGAAAGAGCCAUUCAUCACUUGACUGCAUACGACUAUUGGAAGUUUGAUGAUGCUGGAUUCGCCAUUCGCGGCGGGGAUGGUGGAACACCACCUCCAUUUAUGCCAGGUAAUGCCGGGUUAUUGCUAGCCGUUGCGUACAUGGCCGAAGGAUGGGAUGGAUCUUCGAGCGACGCGCCAGGCUUUCCGAAGAAUGGCGAGUGGGUAGUUGAAAAAGAGAACCUUCGCCAGGCAUUAUGA